Penicillium samsonianum is the source of this 1293-nucleotide messenger RNA. Its product is annotated as UDP-galactose transporter HUT1. Gene Ontology annotation, cellular component: endoplasmic reticulum membrane; Golgi membrane. Gene Ontology annotation, biological process: UDP-galactose transmembrane transport. The record is from RefSeq and is a predicted model, not a curated record. NCBI's taxonomy places the organism in Eukaryota, Fungi, Ascomycota, Eurotiomycetes, Eurotiales, Aspergillaceae. The transcript is spliced from 2 exons. Gene Ontology annotation, molecular function: UDP-galactose transmembrane transporter activity; UDP-glucose transmembrane transporter activity. Bases 1 to 1293 code for a protein of 430 amino acids.
AUGGGACGGCAAAAGCAAGCAGCGCCGCUCCAGAGAGCCCCCUCUCAAUUAAUGCACCUCUCAGAAGAGUCCGACGUGCCACGAAAUUCUGGAAGUGGCAACACAGAUAUACCUUCCCCCGCCAAUGGAAUCGUGUCCGAAAAAACAUCAGCGGCCCUGGAGACCGUCGCUGACAGCCCUGGGCUGACGCAACUUGUGAUUUGCGUUCUCGGUAUAUAUGCGGCAUUCCUCUCUUGGGGUGUGCUACAGGAGGCGAUCACGACGACCAGCUAUCUCGUUCGCCCUGCAACCAUUGCGGAGCCAAACCCUCCAACGGAGCGAUUCACCUACUCGCUAGUGCUGAAUACGGUCCAAUCUUUCUUCGCGGCCAUCACCGGCUUUACAUACCUCCUAUUCUCAACCCCGAGUGGCCAAAAGAUCCCAUCUAUCUUCCCCACACGUCGGAUCAUCUUCCCCCUGCUUCUAGUCGCAAUCUCCUCGUCACUUGCGUCACCCUUUGGCUACGCCAGUCUCGAACACAUCGACUACCUGACCUUCAUCCUCGCCAAAUCAUGCAAGCUACUCCCGGUCAUGGUCCUGCACCUGACCAUCUUCCGCAAGAGAUACCCCUUGUACAAGUACGGCGUUGUCCUGAUGGUCACUCUCGGCGUCGCAACUUUCAGUCUGCACCACCCAGGAACAAGUAAGAAAGUCGCUGCCAAGGACCAGUCUGGAUCCUCCGGAUGGGGUAUCUUUUUGUUGUCCAUCAACCUCCUCUUGGAUGGCCUGACCAACACCACGCAAGACCACGUCUUCUCCUCGCCCAAGCUGUACACCCGCUUCACCGGACCCCAGAUGAUGGUCGCUCAGAAUGUUCUUUCGACCAUUCUAACUUCUACGUACCUCCUGGUCAUGCCGCAUAUAUCACAGAGCGGGAUUUUGCAUAACCUCCUGCCCUUCCCCAUUCCCCCGUCCACUGAGACUGAGCUGAUUGGUGCCUUCUCUUUCCUCUCCCGCCACCCAGAGGCGCUGAAGCAUGUCUUUGGGUUCGCGGCAUGCGGGGCUGUUGGGCAGCUCUUCAUUUUCCACACUCUGUCUCGCUUCUCCUCACUGCUGCUUGUCACCGUCACCGUAACACGCAAGAUGUUGACUAUGCUCCUCAGCGUUUUCUGGUUCGGACAUUCUCUGUCUGGCGGCCAGUGGCUAGGGAUCAGUCUGGUCUUCGGCGGCAUUGGCGCUGAAGCAGUGGUACAAAGAUCAGAGAAGAAGGCAAAAGAGCGGUCGAAGAUUGAGGCUGCGAAGAAGGAGUUGUGA